Molecule: messenger RNA, 945 nt
Organism: Dentiscutata erythropus
Lineage: Eukaryota; Fungi; Glomeromycota; Glomeromycetes; Diversisporales; Gigasporaceae
Source: the annotation of a GenBank genome assembly
CUUGUAUAUUCACAAACAACGGUAUCAUCAACUCAGACCUCCAAUCCUACUAAUACAGCUCCUAUUAAAGCUUUCACUUCAAAUACCAUCUCAAGUGCCGUCUCAAGUGCCAUACCGACACCAUUAUCUCCUAUAUCUACAGAUAGUAAUAAUAGUAAUAAAGUGAUUGCUGUUUAUUAUGCUUAUUGGAAGCGUUCCUUUUUAGCCGAAAAUAAUUUACCGUGGACUAAAAUAACUCAUGUGAAUUUUGCAUUCGCGAUCGUCGAUAAUCAAUUCAAUCCGGUUUUAGAUGCACAAACAAAGAUUGUAUUGACCUCAUUAGUAACUUAUGCUCAUGUAGCUAAAGUGAAGGUCUUACUUUCAGUCGGGGGAUGGACAGGAAGCCAAUACUUCAGUACAUUGGCAUCGACCACUGAAUCACGUAAUAAUUUCAUAAAUGCUACAGUAACCAUGAUAAAUCAAUUUAAUUUAGAUGGGGUUGAUAUUGACUGGGAAUAUCCAGGAAAACAAGGAAUGAUAUGCAAUGUAGUAAAUCAAAAGGAUGAUGCUAACAAUUUUUUGACAUUGCUAACAGAAAUGCGUUCUGCAUUAGGCAAUGACAAGUUGCUCACAUUGGCUGUAUCAACUUCCCCAUUUGAUGGCCCAAAUGGUACAAUAAGUGACGUAAGUCCAUUUGCUAAAUUAGUGGACUGGGUUAACAUCAUGGCAUAUGAUGUUAGUGUCUCUAAUGGAAAUAAUGAGAGAUGGGUACAAUUUACAGGACCAAAUGCACCUUUUGACAUUCCUGCUACAACAACUAACCGUGUGUCUUUCAAAAGCUCGAUUUCAAAUUGGAUGAAUGCCGGAAUGCCAAGUUCUAAGAUUGUUAUGGGAGUUGAAUUUAUGGGACGAGCACAAACUGCUUUAGAACCAAUGUCAACAAGUCAAUAUGUUAAACGUGACCCU